Messenger RNA from Rhododendron vialii, 1986 nucleotides. RefSeq names its product monocopper oxidase-like protein SKU5. Lineage: Eukaryota; Viridiplantae; Streptophyta; Magnoliopsida; Ericales; Ericaceae. The record is from RefSeq and is a predicted model, not a curated record. Gene Ontology annotation, molecular function: oxidoreductase activity; copper ion binding. The transcript has 9 exons. Bases 19 to 1986 code for a protein of 655 amino acids.
AGAGAGAUUGCAAUAGAAAUGGCGAGCUACACCUCGGCCAACCGCAGGGGGCUGAUAUUUGGCCUGAAAAUUCUAGCAAUACACUUUAUUCAUGCGGCCGAAAGUGCAGAGAUAUUUCUAAAUUGGCACGUGAUGAUUGAUAUGAACAUCAGACCGGUGUCUGUCGAUCAACCGGUUAUUACAAUUAAUGGGAUGUUCCCCGGACCCCUUAUAAACGCAACAACGAAUGAUAAUGUUCAUGUCAAUGUCUUCAACGACAUGGAUGAGCCCUUACUCCUAACAUGGAAUGGAAUACAACAAAGGCUAAACUCAUGGCAAGAUGGGGUGUCCGGAACCAACUGCCCGAUCAUGCCCGGCAAGAAUUGGACUUAUGUGUUCCAAAUCAAAGACCAAAUUGGCAGCUUCUUCUACUUUCCCUCCAUCAAUUUCCACAAGGCCGGAGGCGGUUUUGGUCCGAUUCGAGUUAACAAUCGUGAAGUCAUCAAAGUACCCUUCUCUAAGCCCGAAGCCGAGUUUGACCUUCUCAUCGGUGAUUGGUACCAACGUGAUUUUAAGGAUGUCAGAUCCCAGUUAAAUACCACUUUCUGGGCCUAUGACGGGCCUCCUGAUGGGAUGCUUAUGAACGGGAGGGGCCCAUACAAGAACCCCAGUACUAAAGCCCAUGAAUCCUUCACUGUCACACAAGGAAAGACGUAUCGAUUUAGGAUAUCGAAUGUGGGAACAACAUGGAGCAUCAAUUUUAGGAUUCAAAACCAUCAGAUGGUGGUGGUUGAAACUGAAGGAUCAUACACCAACAAGAUAACAAUUGAGUCUCUCGAUGUGCACGUCGGCCAGUCUUACUCUGUGCUGGUUACGGCUGAUCAAAAUGCAGCUGAUUAUUAUAUGGUUGCAAGCCCUAAAAUGUUUAAUGCCGGUGAUGAUGAUAGGACUUUUAAGGCUAUUGGGGUGUUACAUUAUGAUGACUCUACCACACCUCCUAAUGGGCCACUACCUAAAGGGCCCGACCCAUUCGAUAUGGCGUUCUCGGUCCAUCAAGCUAAAUCCAUCAGGUGGAACUUGACUGCCGGGGCUGCAAGGCCCAACCCACAAGGAACAUUCAACGUAUCAAACGUGAAACCAUCACAAACCUUCAUUCUACAAGGAUCCACGGCUCAAAUUAACGGCGCUCUACGUUACACCGUCAACAAUGUUUCUUAUCUUACUCCGGCCACACCACUCAAAUUGGCUGACUACUCCCCCAAUGGAUCUGGCGUGUACCAAAUUGACGAAUUCCCGGUGAAUUUUAGCAAUCCGGUGGGCGUCAACGGGACUUUUGUUGUCACCGGGAUCCACAGGGAGUGGCUGGAGAUUGUGUUCAGGAAUGGUUUGGAUGUGAUGGACUCUUGGCAUUUGGAUGGAUUCGGUUUCUAUGUUGUUGGGUUUCGUGAUGGGGAAUGGAGACCUAAAUUGCGUUCCAUAUAUAAUCUUUAUGACCCUGUCGUCCGCUCUACUGUUCAGGUGUACCCAGGUGGUUGGACUGCAGUUUAUGUGUACCUUGACAAUCCAGGAAUGUGGAACUUGAGAUCACAACAUUUGAAAAAUUGGUAUUUAGGCCAAGAGAUAUAUGUAAGAGUAUAUGAUGCCGAUCCUGACCCAACCAAAGAGCGACCACCCCCUCAUAACAUACUCUUUUGUGGAAAAAAGAUUGAUCCUCCAUUGCCUCCAAUCGAGGCAUCGCCACCUCUUAAUCCAUCACCUCCGCCAGGUGCACUGCAACCUCCAAAUUCACCGCCUCCAUAUGGUGCACCACCACUUCAAAAUCCCAGUGGACCACCAUCUCCAAAUCCAACGCCUCCACCCCAUGCACUGCCUCCACCAGGUGCACCUCCGCUGACCCCACCCAGGGCAUCUCCACUUCCAAAUACAUCGCCUCCACCUCAAAAUCAACCGCCAAUUCGAGUACCGGUGCCGUCUAGUGCACCGGCUGCAAGAAAUAUGACAUGGUGA